Messenger RNA from Malania oleifera, 735 nucleotides. RefSeq lists its product as uncharacterized. The transcript has 4 exons. NCBI's taxonomy places the organism in Eukaryota, Viridiplantae, Streptophyta, Magnoliopsida, Santalales, Ximeniaceae. The record is from RefSeq and is a predicted model, not a curated record. The coding region runs from base 1 to 735 and encodes 244 amino acids.
AUGGGAGAAGACCUCUACUUAUACAUAGCUUCGACGGCAAAUGCAGUCAGCUCGGUCCUAGUUCGAGAAGAAGGUAGGCAGCAUAGACCCAUAUACUACACUAGCAAGGUGCUGAGUGGAGCCGAAAAGAAUUAUAGUACGGCUGAAAAGGCAGCUUUCUCCAUCAUUUGUGUCGCACGAAAGCUAAGGCCCUACUUUCAGGCCCACAAGGAAGUUUUUCUUGAUCAAUCUAAUCCGGUGUAUAUGGUUUCUGAGAUUUCUUCUGAACCUUAUUCUAAUAGUUACGAUGCAGCAAAUGCCAAUGAUUGCAAUGCCAAAGCAAAUCUCAACAGUGGUAAGGUGACUGGUGCAUCAAAUGAAGAAGUUGAGCAUAAUGGUGAGCGUUUAACCUUCAAGGAACCAGUGCAAGGCAGGCGGGUAGAAGAAUUCCCCUGCAUCAUCUGGGCAUACCACACUACCCAACGAGCAGCCACAGGGAAAACCCCAUUUAUGCCCGCGUUUGGUGUGGAAGCCAUCAUCCCUGUAGAAGUGGGGAUCCCCUCUUGGCAAAGGAAAAACUUUGAUGAGAAAAACAACAGUGAAGAGCUCAGGGUGGAGAUAGACUUACUAGAAGAGAGACAGGAGCAGGCAAGCUUGAAAAUUGCCACAUACCAGCAAAUGGUAGCGAAGUACUACAAUACCCGCGUAAGAGUGCGGAACUUCCAACCCGAAGACCUGGUCCUCAGGAAGGCGUGA